AUGGAUCUCGAAGCGCAGAGCCUUUUACGGGACGAAGAGGACAGCGUCGAUGUCCGGCCGCUGUGGCGGACCCAGCUUCGCAUUGUGGCCGUGGUGUUCGUCAUGUCUUCCAUGUGCGGCUUUGCAUUUUCCCAAGCUGAACGGCCUCCGCCUGCAGCAGGAUCACUGCGUGGAUUCAUGCAAAAGGCUGGCCGGCACAGUGAGACGCUGCAGCUUCUUUUUCCAAGCCAUGCCGAAACGAAGAUCGUGGAGGCGAAUGCAAAUGAAACUUCAGUGGAUGGAGUUUCCAAGGCGAAAAAACCGAAACGUUUCAGAAAUGAGAGCUUGAAGGCGCUGAACAGCUCAGAUCUUGCAAAAUUUCCGAAACGUUUCAGACAUGAGAGCCUGAAGGAGGUCGGCCCCACGACUACCCGGGCCACUUUCACCACAGCAGAGGCAAUUCAUUACGUUUACUACCCGACCAAGCCUCCAUCGAGAAAGUUUCAUGAACUGGAUGGCCCUGACACCAUCAAAUUCCAGAAAGAAGGACAGGAGCAGGAGAUCAGAGCGGUGGACACAGCUCGGGAAAUCUAUCUGUACCUGACCCAAAGAACACAAGAUUCCUUAAAGUUUAAAUAGCAAUGCCGAAAUCGGCUGUGCCCUCACCGAAGC
Molecule: messenger RNA, 651 nt
Organism: Cladocopium goreaui
Lineage: Eukaryota; Dinophyceae; Suessiales; Symbiodiniaceae
Source: the annotation of a GenBank genome assembly